Messenger RNA from Jatropha curcas, 1297 nucleotides. RefSeq names its product putative clathrin assembly protein At4g40080. Gene Ontology annotation, molecular function: SNARE binding; clathrin heavy chain binding; phosphatidylinositol-4,5-bisphosphate binding. NCBI's taxonomy places the organism in Eukaryota, Viridiplantae, Streptophyta, Magnoliopsida, Malpighiales, Euphorbiaceae. Gene Ontology annotation, cellular component: clathrin-coated vesicle; clathrin-coated pit. The record is from RefSeq and is a predicted model, not a curated record. Gene Ontology annotation, biological process: clathrin-dependent endocytosis; clathrin coat assembly; vesicle budding from membrane.
AUUCCUCGCGCCGCGCAACACACGGGCACAAAUGACCAGUCAAUGAUUAUAUAAGUAACCCCGAUUAAUCAUAAAGACAAAAACAGCUAAACUUUUACAUUUCUGUUUUCAUGAUCAUAGGUGUUUUUUCUCCUCUUACAGUGAAGUCGAUGGGGAACCGCAAGAAACUGAGACUUAUCAUAGGCUUUUUCAAAGACAAAACCUCCAUAAUCAAAGCAACCCUAUCAACAAAACGCCACAACAGAAUACAAACCGCUGUCAUCCGCGCCACCACACGUGACGCUUCUUCGUCACCAUCCGACGAAUGCAUCGCGGUCAUUCUUUCCUACGGCCAUUCCUCCCGCCUAAGUGCAUACACAUGCAUUGAAGCUCUCAUGGACCGCCUUCAUACCACAGAGAAUCCUUUUGUUUCCCUAAAAUGUCUCUUUAUGUUGCAUAUUAUAAUAACAAAAGGCUCUGUUAUUCUUAAAGAUCAGCUUUCAGUUUACCCUUCUCUUGGUGCCAGAAACUUUCUUAAUCUUUCAAGAUUUCGCGAUGGAUCAGAUCCUGAAAGCUGGGGCUUGUCGUCUUGGGUAAGAUGGUAUGCAGCUAUUAUAGAGCAAAAUUUAUCGGUUUCGAGAUUUCUUGACAAUCAAAAUGUUCUUUCUUUUUCCGCUACUAAUAAGGAUAAAGAAGAGAAAGUAUUGGCAGUUUUGAGCAGAGAUUUAUUAGGAGAAAUGGAUCUUUUAAUUAAUUUUGUUGCAGUAAUUAGUGAAGCUCCUGAUUCUUUGCAUCUUCAAAGGAAGAAUUUGAUUCAUGAAAUAGUCAGGUUAGUUUCUGAUGAUUACAGAUCUAUUCAACGUGAAAUUUUUAUCCGAGUUGUCGAAAUCGGUGGUAGAAUUCCGAGUUUUAGUUUCAGUGAGUUGACUCAGCUUCUGGGCAACUUAAAUAGAUUUGAGAGUUACAAAGAGAGAUUGUAUUUGCUGUUUGUGAAUAGAAAUAGAAAUGAUAGUUUAUGGGAGUUGGUAAAUAAGACAAAGACAAAAACCAUAGAAAUGAUGAAGGAAAAGGAAGAGAUGAAGCUGUUGGAAAUGGGCACCAAGAACGAUUCAAAUGAGUUGACUCGGUCUGGUGAAGUGGUGGACAAGGUUGAUGCUGGACACGGAUUUGUUUGGACCCGGUUCGAUUAAUUGUUUCUGUACACAUUAGCAUGUUUAUCCCUUCAAAUUUUGACCUUUUAUAUUAUUUUGGAUUUGUCAAUGUCAUUUAAUAUUGUAUAUUUGUGUUCAUUCAAUUUUAUAUUUUUCUUCCAAAUCAA